UACAAACAACUGAGAAAGAUAGUUCUUACCACAGAGAAAAAUAACAAUGAAAUUUAAGGCCACACUAUGUGUAAUAUUUUCCCUAUUAACCAUAGUCUUGGCCCAAAAGGAUCCAAUAUGCCGUGAUGAGCCCGAAGCCAAGGGAAAAUGCGAGCAGGUCCUUUCAGGAUUUACCUUUACAAAGGAGAAAAAUGGUUGCACCCCGUAUUCUGCGAGUGGCUGUCGCGUUGAGGGAAACUAUUUCGAUACGAGACGCCAGUGCGAGGAAAGGUGCCGCGAGGACUUCUCAUGGAACAACUUUCUGAUUCAAAGCUACAGGGGUUUAUUUACGCUACAAAAUAAUUUGGCAAAAUUCUUAAGACAACUUGGAGGGAAUGAAUAAAUUAAAUAAAAAAUAUUAUAAUAAA
Molecule: messenger RNA, 407 nt
Organism: Drosophila kikkawai
Lineage: Eukaryota; Metazoa; Arthropoda; Insecta; Diptera; Drosophilidae
Source: RefSeq, a predicted model, not a curated record